CUGAUGCAGCACUUGGCAAAGCUUUCGUACAGUUGACAAUCAACGAGACACAUGCUGAGUGCGACUAGCCUACUGCAUAGGACGUUGGUCUGCAUACCUCGAAGAGGUGCUGUGUUAUCCCUACCUUUCCCCUGCACCUGCGCCAGACACCGCGUUUUCUUUUCGUACGGUCCAACACGAUUGUCAGUAGGGAGGCUGGGCCCUAAGUGCACACGCAUCCCUCUCGCGUGUCACAGAGUGGCUGCUUUCCACGUGCGUUGGCUCUGUUCCGUUCCUAUACCAGAUGAUAACUGCAAGCACGAGGAAGACUGGUUUAGUGAGAAGCCAGUGGGACCUGGGCCUGUCGCUCCUCCGACGGACAAGGACGCACCCGCGAAGAAACCUCGGGGCACCGUCGCAGAGUAUGUGGAUUUUCUCGCAGGAGAGCUGUGCGUGAGUAGCGACCGAGCAGCGAAGAUCCUGAAGGAAUGCAAGGGUCUGACGUGCGUGCCGACGUCGGCCCUACGCGCCGCGUUCAAGACGUUGGACGGCUUGGGGUACAGCCGGACGGACGUCGCUGACCACGCCAAGGUGCUCCUCCUCAGCGACAUGUCCAUCGAGAAGCGCGACGUCGCGUUUCGCGAGAUCGGUUUCGCCGACGUCACGCUGGACAUGCUCGUCAAGUACAAGACGAUAUUCUACACGACGCCGGCGAAGGGUGGCGCGCUCUGGCGGUCGCUCCGCACCGCGCUGCAGCUUUUUGAGUACGACACGACCGCAGAGGCGUUCGUCGAUCUCUAUCCGGAGCUGAAGAACGGCUCGCUGUACACGCUGCGCCGCGUCCUGCGCAGACAUUACCUCGUCGAUCGCCUGCGGUGCACGCCACCCGAGACAGCGCAGCUCGGACAGUGCUACUCGCGCACGAACCUGACGGUGAUCAAGCACAACCUGGACCUGCUGCUGAACGAGGUCGGCUUCACCAUCGACAAGAUCAAACGCAACCGCUUUCUGCUCGACAUCAAGACGGCGAACGCUCGCCGCGUGCUGCGCGAGAUGCCGCGGUUGCUAGGCGACGACUUCCCCGUGCUGCGCGUCGUAUGGGCGCACCCGAAGAUCCUCUAUCAGACCGUCGAGAACGUGACGUGGACGAUCGAAACCCUGCUGCGCGCGGGGGUGACGGCCCGCCAGGUGGCGCUGAGCGGCGCGAUUCUGACGCUGCAUCCGGCGACGGUGGCGUCGCGCAUCGAGCGGCUCGAGCGCAUCCCUGAGGUGAGCCUCAUGCGCACCGACGACAAGUACGUGAACCUGAUCCACCACUUCAACAAGGUGUCGCGACGCCUGCAGCAGCUCAAGGACCUCGACUACCCCUACGUGUCGCUGACGAUGCUCUACUCCGCCGAGUCGCUCUACCGGCGCGCGCUCGAGAAGGGCUGGAACAGCGGCGCCCUCUUGCAGUCGGCGCGGUUCAUCCGCGCGCGCUGUGGCGGAGAUGAGCGCGUGAUCGUGCGCCGACUGCGGGAGCAGUGCCGGCACACGCGUCUCGUCAACCCGGCGAACGCGCGCGCCGUCAUGGAGCAUCUAUUCGCAGCCGGCGUGACGACGGAACAGUUUGUGCGCGCGGUCGGCGUCGUGCAGUACGACAUCGCGCUCGUCGAGCACCACUGGGGGGCGCUGUGCGCGGCGGAGGAGCUGCGGCCGCUCGCUGAUUGGCUCGCGCACGACAACCUCGUUCAUCUGCUCAUCUACUACGUCGAACGCGACAUGGGCUACAUCGACCUCGAGCACGCGAGGUUCGAGAAGUUUGCGCCGGCGUACGCGAUGAUGCCGGGCGUGGCGUGCGGCUCGGCGAUGGAGGGAGGCGGGGCGGAGCGCGAGGACGACGACGAGGAGAGGGAAGAGGAAGGGGAGGUGGAGGAGGAGGAGAAAGAGGAGAAGAAGAAACGUGGAGAUGUGGAUGAUUGGUAUAGGUGACACAGGGAGCAGGGGGAUAGGUGACACAGGGAGCAGGGGGAUGGGUGACACAGGGAACAGGGGGAUGGGUGACACACAGCAUGACGAUAGAUGACACAGCAUGACAAUAGGUGACACAGCAUGACAAUAGGUGUCACAGCAUGACGAUAGGUGACACAGCAUGACGAUAGGUGACACAGCAUGACGAUAGGUGACACAGCAUGACGAUAGAUGACACAGCAUGACGAUAGGUGACACAGCAUGACGAUAGGUGACACAGCAUGAUGAUAGAUACACAGAAUGACGAUAGAUGACACAUAGCAUCGACGAUGAGAUGACACAUAGCAUGACGA
This is a messenger RNA of Priapulus caudatus, 2282 nucleotides long. RefSeq lists its product as uncharacterized. The record is from RefSeq and is a predicted model, not a curated record. The transcript has 2 exons. Bases 52 to 1950 code for a protein of 632 amino acids. NCBI's taxonomy places the organism in Eukaryota, Metazoa, Priapulida, Priapulimorpha, Priapulimorphida, Priapulidae.